AUGGUGAUGGAAGUGGUGCUGGGGGAGUACGGAGAUGGGGGGGAGACGCAGGAGCUCACGCAGCAGCCCGACACCGGCCCAGAGACGACGCCACCAGCCCAGAGUGGCGGCGACGAGGCGGCGCCCGAAGCCACCUGGGGCCGGCUGAUCUGCCUGGCGCCCGAGCCUGGGAUCCACGAGCUAAAGCAGCGUCAGUGCGUCAUGGGUCGCACCACCAACGCGCACGCGCAGAUCCAGAUCGACGACGCCCGCGUGAGCUCCUCGCACUGCAAGAUCUUUCGCACGCCGGAGGGUGCGGUGCAGCUGCUCGACUGCUCCUCGAACGGGACGUACGUCAACGGCAAGGCGGCGAGGAUCCUCAAGUCUUUGCACCACGCGCACAUCAUCCGCUUCUACGACGUCUUCGCGACGGAGACCGAGCCCUGCCUGCUGGUCGGCUACCUCCACUCCAAGUCAAUCGUCCACCGCGACCUCAAGCCGGAGAACAUCCUGCUGCAGGCGGCUGCGCCGGAGGGCGGCGCUGUCCCCGUCUGCAAGAUAGCCGACUUUGGGCUCGCCAAGCUGGACCGCGUCGCGUCGACCUUUUGCGGGACGCCGCAGUACUUUGCGCCGGAAGUGCUCGGCUGCCGCGAGUCAAAGCGAGGCGACGAGUCUGCGUACAUCCUGCUCUGCGGCUCCCCCCCCUUCAACGAGACCGCGGGCUGCUCCGAUACCAUCUUCGACCAGAUCCGGCGAGGCAUCCGGCCGUCACUCCACUUUGCGCACGCGCCAUGGCCGGGCAUUUCCCCCGCCGCGAGGCAGCUCGUCGGCGCGAUGCUGGAGCUGGACCCGCAGCGCCGCAUCACCGUCGCCGCCGCCAAGGAGCCGUCGGGCCUCAGAGGAGCACCCGUGGAUGAGGGGCCUUAG
Messenger RNA from Emiliania huxleyi CCMP1516, 906 nucleotides. RefSeq lists its product as hypothetical. Gene Ontology annotation, biological process: protein autophosphorylation; peptidyl-serine phosphorylation; intracellular signal transduction. The record is from RefSeq and is a predicted model, not a curated record. Bases 1 to 906 code for a protein of 301 amino acids. The transcript is spliced from 9 exons. NCBI's taxonomy places the organism in Eukaryota, Haptophyta, Isochrysidales, Noelaerhabdaceae. Gene Ontology annotation, cellular component: cytoplasm; nucleus. Gene Ontology annotation, molecular function: ATP binding; calcium-dependent protein serine/threonine kinase activity; calmodulin binding.